Ananas comosus (pineapple) is the source of this 1212-nucleotide messenger RNA. Its product is annotated as aspartic proteinase CDR1-like. The record is from RefSeq and is a predicted model, not a curated record. The transcript is spliced from 2 exons. Gene Ontology annotation, cellular component: extracellular region. Bases 1 to 1212 code for a protein of 403 amino acids. Lineage: Eukaryota; Viridiplantae; Streptophyta; Magnoliopsida; Poales; Bromeliaceae.
AUGUACGAAGCUCUUCAAAUAAUUCCUCCUUUGUUACUUCUGUCCUCAACAAUUGUUUGUUCCCUCCAUCUCAAUCUGAUCCAUAAGCACUCCAUCCACUCUCCCCUCUUUCCCGGAAAUCUCACCGCCGGCGAGAGGCAGUUGCGCCUGCAAGCCGACGAUGAAGCCCGCACCAGACUUCUGGAAACGUCACUGCAGUCAGGUCUCAACUACAGCGAAGAGAAUCUCCGUCCAUAUCUCGCCGCCGAAAAAUUUGUCUACAUGGUUGAGGUCUCAAUCGGCACACCAACCCAUGAUGAGGACAGGAGAAAAUACUACUUGGUGUUAGAUACCGGAAGCGGCAUUUGCCGCUAUAACAUCCGCUACAUGACCCCGGCUACUUCGAAGGGCGUGCUCGCCUCCGAGACGUUGGGAUUCGCGUCUUCGGCUGGGUCAGCUCGGACGGAGUUCGUCCGCCACUUCAUCUUGGGCUGCGCGCGCGACAAUCGACAAUUCUCUCUGCCGGCGAGGGUGGCGGGGGUCUUCGGCCUUAAUAUGGAGCCGCCAUCACCGGCGAGCCAAAUGGAGGGGAGAAUCGGCGGGCGGUUUGCUUACUGCCUCCCGCGGUUCACAGGCCACGCACAGCCGCCGAGCCGUCUCAAGUUCGGCGAUGAGGCUAUUCUCCGGGACCCUCACGUGAAGACCCUCCAAUUCGUGCAUGUGCAUGGGAAAUUCAGGUACUACCUUCCCCUCAUCGACGUAAGCAUCGCCGACCGUCGCAUUGGUUUCGCGCCUGGCGCUUUCGCCGUGCGCAGGCAAGGGCAAACAACGAGAGGCGGUUUCAUCAUUGACACAGGGACGACAUACACUAGAUUUAUCACAGGAGGCCCGUACAAGCAAAUAAUGGAAGCGUUCAAAGAAUACUUCAAACCGUUCAAGUUGAGAAAAGCAAAAUCAACAGCCCCGGGCUCUCUUAAAUUGUGUUACAAGAUCCCGCGCACGGGAUUCACAGCAUUCCCAAGCAUGACGCUCCACUUUAGCGAAGGCAAUGAUUUUGUCAUACAGCCGCCUAAUGUGGUGGUGCAGGCAGAGGAGAAAUUCUGCAUUGCCGUGGGUAGUCUUAAUGUGGUGAGCAUUCUGGGAUCGUAUCAGCAGCAUGACUACAAGAUCUCGUAUGAUGUCAGAAACAAGUUGUUGUCCUACGCUUCUGCGGAUUGCAGUCGAGUUGUAUGA